Molecule: messenger RNA, 1423 nt
Organism: Saprolegnia parasitica CBS 223.65
Lineage: Eukaryota; Oomycota; Saprolegniomycetes; Saprolegniales; Saprolegniaceae
Product: TKL protein kinase
Exons: 4
Coding region: 1-1347 (448 amino acids)
Biological process (GO): protein phosphorylation
Molecular function (GO): protein kinase activity; ATP binding
Source: RefSeq, a predicted model, not a curated record
AUGUCCCGGCGACGCUCGCUCCAGGCGCUUACGACGGCAGCGGCGCCAACUGCGGGUCUCUCAACGACGACGAUGGGACUGCUCAUCGGCGGUGGCGUCGUCAUCUUCGUGCUCCUCGUCAGCAUCGUGUGCCAUCUGCAGGCUAAGGCCAAGCGCCGGGACAGACUGCUCCGGCGCGAAGCCCAGCGCAUACAGGAGACGCGUGCGAUGAUGCAGUACGAGUUGCAGUCGGAUGUUGAGCCCCACGUACAACUCGCCAACGACGUGCGCUUUGACCCGACUUUCGCCCACACGCGUAUUCCCCAUCACGAGCUUUUCAACCUUCGCCUCGUCCGUGCCAAGGGUCCUGGAACGGUCGUGUUUCGCGCUGUCUUCAACAUGAUGGAGAUCGCAGUCAAGCAACUACUGCCGUCGCAGUGCAGCUCUCUUUUGACAGUCACCGACUUCAUGCGCGAGAUUCGGCUCUCGUCAACGCUUGAGCACCCCAACAUUGUGCGCUUCAUCGGCCUCGCAUGGACGGAAGGUCCGAGCCUCAGCGACCUCUCGCUCCUUACUGAGUUCAUGCCCCAUGGCGACCUUGCGACGUUCCUCGCGUUUGAGCGCCGAACCCCGAUUGCCGACCGCCGGCUGCUCGCCUCGUGGGAAGCGCACACGACCAAUGGCCAGAUGGCCACGAAUGCCCAUGGCAGCUUUAAGGCGCCCAAGCACAAGCGACAGCGCAUCAAACACGAAAUGACAGGCCUGGGAACGUCCAAGACGACGCUGGCCGCCGACGUCGCCGAUGCGCUCUCGUACUUGCACUCAUUCCAGCCGACGAUCAUUCACCGCGACCUCAAGUCCAAGAACGUGCUUCUUAGUGCGACGUGGAACGCACAGCUCAACGACUUUGGCUACAGUCGUGUGACCAGCCAGGACGAGCUCAUGACGAUGAACGUCGGCACGAUCGCGUGGAUCGCGCCCGAAAUCCUCACGGGCGGCAGGUACACGGAGCAAGCCGACAUCUACAGCUUUGGCGUGCUCAUGUCCGAGCUGGACACGCUCGAAGUGCCGUACAUUGAACAUACGCGCGACUACAUCCAAUCCAACCACCAGGAGCUUGAGAACCAUCUACACCACCCACGUGUCAAAGCCAAAGCCAAGGUGCUCAGCAACGCCUUCAUUGCGAUGCUCGUCGGCGAAGGCAAGCUGACGCCGUCGUUCACCAGCCACAUUCCGGAGGCCCUGCUCGAGCUCGCGCAGCAGUGCCUCUCCUUCCACCCGAACGACCGCCCGACGGCCAUCGAGCUCUCGUACCGGCUGCGAUCGACGAUCAACACGAUGACCGACUCGAUGCGGCUGUCGAGAUAGACAACGCGUACAUUUUAGUGUUGAAGACACUCCAAUUAAGUUAUAAAUCGUUGGUAGCAACGUCCAACGUCGUCGU